GCGAAAAGUGACAUCAGAUUGAACCUACCACCAUUGCUGCAAUCAACUCUAUAUAAACCCUGGCGAAAUUGCACGGUGGAAUUGAUUAAAGCAAUUUCAAAGCUAUCAAGCAUCACGCUGUAACGUUCCAAACGAAAGGAAAACCUUUAUUUCACACUCGAAACCAACUCUUUCUUCUUUCCACCACAAAAACCAGCACCAGAAAUGUCUUCCCCUCACCGCGGCGGCAGACUCGAGGACAUGGCCCCCUCGGGCACCACGAUCCCUAACGACGCGGGCCUCCAGAACACCAUCCCCUCGGUGCCGCGCCCGGACCAGCGGGCCGAGCACGGCGGCUUCGACAACUACGGCGUGGCCCAGCCCUCCGCCGCCUUCGCGGCGGACAACGCUACCGACAUGCCGCGCAGCGCCCGCGACAUGGGUGCCACCGGCGAGGUCCUGACCGGCACCGGCAACUCCUUCCCCGCCGAGGGCGAGUCCAAGCGCACCUUCAUCGGCAACCAGCACCCCGGCGCCAAGGGCCACGGCCGCGACCUGAAGCACCGCAACCUGAACCGCAGUGGCUUCGAGCGCUUCGCGGCGGAGGAGGAUGACGCGGCUGGGGAGCAUCAGAUUCGGAAUGAGUAAACACGGAUCCAUGCUUUUCUUUAUGACGGUUUGUUUUUGGUCUGGGAUGAAAUUGAGUCGCGGCUGGUAUGCGGCUCUUUGAUGGGUAACGAUAUUUUGUGAUGGAUGGAAUGAUGGAUUUAUUGUAUUAUAGAGCCUUUGUUUGUGGACGGGUCUUGCUUGUUGUAUAAUGAAGAUCCGCCUGAUAUGAUCAUUAUCAUUGUCAAUA
Aspergillus japonicus CBS 114.51 is the source of this 835-nucleotide messenger RNA. RefSeq lists its product as uncharacterized. The transcript has a single exon. Lineage: Eukaryota; Fungi; Ascomycota; Eurotiomycetes; Eurotiales; Aspergillaceae. The coding region runs from base 205 to 627 and encodes 140 amino acids. The record is from RefSeq and is a predicted model, not a curated record.